AUGCCUGAUCUUGGCUAUGAAAUUGAAGAUUUCCAAUAUUAUACGUGGCAAAUCGCAGGUUGGACUAGUUUAGAAAAAAGGAUAACAGGUCCUGAAUUUGAAGCUGGGGGUUGGAAAUGGCGUAUUUUACUCUUUCCUCAUGGAAACAAUGAUGAUUCGCAUGUUUCGAUUUAUUUGGAUUUCUCAGUUCCAAUAGGUGUACUUGCUGAUUUGCACUGCUGUGCGCAAUUUGGUUUGCUAUUAUGGAAUCCAGAAAACCCAACGUUCUAUGCUUCUCAGAAUUCGCAUCAUCGCUUCACUGCCGAAGAACCAGAUUGGGGAUUUAAACAGUUUUGCGCUUUAAAUAAACUGUUUGUCCCAUCAACUACUCAUACUCGCCCAUUAAUAGAAUAUGAUACCUGUAAUAUUACGGCCUUGGUUCGCAUUAUAAAGGACCCAACUGGUGUCUUAUGGCAUGACUUUACAAAUUAUGAUUCAAAAAAAGUGACUGGAUACAUUAACCUAGAAAAUCAGGGUGCAACAAGCCAUUUAAACGUCGAGUUGCAAUUAUUAUAUAGCAUAAAAUAUUUUCGUAAGGCGAUAUAUCAAAUCUUCACAGAAGAUGACAAACCAAAUAAAAGUAUUCCUUUGGCUAUGCAAAGGAUUUUUUAUAAUUUGCAAGUAUCAGAUACACCAGUUGAAACGACAGAAUUAACGAAAUCUUUUGAGAUAGAUUCGUCAGAUCGUUGUAUGCCGCAUGAUGUACAGGAGUUUUAUAGAAUGUUACUAGAUUGUUUAGAUAAUAAAAUGAAGAAUACAUAUGCAGAUGGUACUAUUUCCAAAUUGUUUACAGGAGAGAUGAAGAGUUAUGUUAGAUGUGUCAACGUAGAUUAUGAGAGUUCGUUUAUUGAAGAUUACUAUGAUAUUCAACUUAAAGUUAAAGGGUGCAAAACUUUAAAUGAUUCUUUUCAAGAAUUUAUUCGUGAAGAAUUUUGUACAGGAAACAAUAAAUACAAAACUGAAACAUACGGUUUACAAGAUGCAAAGAAAGGAGUAAUUUUUGAAAGUUUUCCAUCUGUACUUCGGAUACAAUUAAAACGGUUUGAAUAUAAUAUGCAAAGAGAUGCUAUAAUUAAGAUAAAUGAUAGUCUUGAAUAUCCUAUGGAAAUUGAUUUACAAGGAUAUUUAUCAUCAGAUAGUAGUGAUAAGUCAAAACCGCAUAAUUAUUUACUUCAUGGAGUAAUUGUUCACAGCGGUGAAUUGCAUGAAGACAAUUUUUAUAUUUUAUUAAAACCAGAAAAAAAUGGCAACUGGUUCAAAUUUGAUGAUGAUAGAGUUAUACCUGUAAUGGAUAAAGCGGUACUUGAAGAUAAUUACGAGGAUAAAGUUUCUAAUGCAUAUAUAUUGGUGUAUAUCCGUGAAUCUGAUAUCGACUUUGUAUUAUCUCCGGUACUUGUUGAAGAUAUACCAAAACAUAUACAAGAGCGUCAUUUAUAUUUGACUACUAAGAUCUUGACUCUAGCUACCUUUGAGCAUCACCAAGGGUUUGAUCUUGCUAAUAUUGACGAUCAACAAUACCCGCUAUCUGAAUUUCCGCAAUUUAAGGUUUUAAAAAGUGAAACAUAUGGUGCUUUUAAAGUUGCGAUCGCUCACAAAUUUGGGAUUCCAAUCGAGCAAAUGAGAUUCUGGGUUUUCGUACAUCGGCAAAAUAAAACUAUAAGGCCAGAUACUCCAAUACCAGACGAUUUUCUUGGCAUAGCAAUGGAAGGAGUUCAUACAAGAAUGGCUUCGGGACAAAAUGAACUGAAAUUGUUUUUGGAAGUGACCGAUAAACUAAUUAACGGAAAAGUAGCAUGGUUCCCGACAAUAGAAGAGGAUUCUCAUAUAUUAGUUUUCAUCAAGUACUUUGAUAUUGAUAAACAAUCUCUAAAAGGAGUUUGUUCUUUAUAUGUUCGUUCGGUUGAUAAAGUUGGUGAAAUCAUUCCAAUUCUUUGCGAGAAAAAGAACCUUCCACAAAAUACACCCCUGAAUAUAUACGAAGAAAUAAAACCAACCAUGAUUGUAGAGAUGAAACCCGAAUUAACUUUUCAGGAAUCUGAGAUACAAGAUGGUGAUGUAAUUUGCUUUCAAAAAGCUUUAACAGAAUAUGAAAUAAAAGAACUUACAACUGCAGGUCAUAUUUAUGAUAUUCCUACAUUCUAUGUGUCAUUAUCUACGCGUGUUGUUGUUCAAUUUAAGCCAAAAAAUAAAAACCGUGGACAAAAACCUGAAUUUAAGUUAAUUUUAAAUACAUGCGAAACUGUUAUAAUUAAAAGUGUGGCAGACCAAACACUAUCAGAGAUGCUUCAGACAACUACACAAAAUCUUUUGUAUUAUGAGAUACUUGAUGUUAAUAUAAUUGAAUUAGAAAAUAAUAUGUUCUUCAAAGUACAUUGGCUCGGGACAACUAUUAAGAAAGAGGAAGAGGUUGAUGUCUGUAUCCCAAAAAAUGCUAAAAUCUAUGAAGUUCUUCGAGUAAUUGUACAAAAACUAGCAUUGCCACAAAUUAGUUAUAAAAUUAGAUUAUAUGAUGCCUUAAAUUGCAAAAUUCAGAAUGAAUAUAACGUUUAUGAUUCAAUAGAUAAAAUACAGGAACAUCUGACGUUAUACGCAGAGGAAAUACCACAAGAUGAAAUUGAACUAGGAACUGAUGAUAUAAUUAUUCAAGUAUUUCAUUUUACUAAGGAACCGUCACGUGCACACGGAAUUCCAUUUAAAUUUGUUCUUAAAGAUGGUGAACCCUUCUCUAUGACAAAGUUGCGCCUUCGAUUACGCUUAGGAAUUAAUGAAGAAGAUUUCUUGAAAGUGAAAGUUGCAAUUAUUAAAUCGGCAUCAAGUUCCGAGCUUUGGUAUAUAGAUGAUAAUGGUAUUAUUCUAUCGGAUUUUAGAUUUACAGAUGAGCUUUUAGGACUUGACUAUGUGGAUAAAACGGGACGUGUGGGAAGAAUAGAUGGUGAAAAAGCGAUAUAUAUUAGGGGAUAA
Messenger RNA from Cetraspora pellucida, 3000 nucleotides. NCBI's taxonomy places the organism in Eukaryota, Fungi, Glomeromycota, Glomeromycetes, Diversisporales, Gigasporaceae. The record is from the annotation of a GenBank genome assembly.